Lathyrus oleraceus (garden pea) is the source of this 930-nucleotide messenger RNA. RefSeq lists its product as uncharacterized. The transcript has 4 exons. The record is from RefSeq and is a predicted model, not a curated record. Lineage: Eukaryota; Viridiplantae; Streptophyta; Magnoliopsida; Fabales; Fabaceae. Bases 1 to 930 code for a protein of 309 amino acids.
AUGGUAGAUGAAGAAUUACAUUUUAAAACUGUUUUGAGGAGGAAGAAUGCUGCAAAAGCCAGAAUUUAUAGAAAGAGUGUUAUUGAUGACAAGAAAUCUAAGAGGUUGAAAACUGCUCUAAAAGAUAACGGUACAUUUGAUAAAAGACGCGGCAAUGACUCAACAGCUUUGAGGAUACCACUAUCAGAACUUUCGCCAAACAUACUAAAUGACGGUCGUGGUAUAGCCAACGUUGAAGUAAGUCGUCAACUUCAUUCGUCCUUAAAGACUAAGCCAAGUACCAAUAAUAAUAUCAGAUCAAAAAGGAUAUCAAGCAGAAACAUUACCAAAUUAGGAGUUAACUUAUCUAAGAGGUUUGACAAUACAUUUGCUGCAACAACAUCAAACCAAGAUCCAAUACCAGAAUUGCAACUCAAUGAGCUUUUUGCAUCUGAUAGUGGAGACGAUAAUAUGAAUGAUGAAUCUGACGGUUACAAUUCAGCAACAAAUUCAAGUUUUGGUGAAGAUGAAAUGUCUAAUGGAACAGAUGCUAUGGAAACUUUUGAAAUUACAUCAGGAGGGUAUUAUGAUAUAGGGGAUCCUGUCAUUGAAUGUCAAUAUUGGGGUGCAAAUAUGUGGUCAAAAAGUGGAGUUGAUGUUAAUAUUGUGAGAAAACUAUCUGAAAUGUUAUAUGAACAUAAUGUUCAUGCACAACCAUUUCGCAUGGCAAGGGACAGACUUUGUGAAGAAGGUGUUUCUGAUUUAAAACUUCGUUUAAUAUCUGAACGAAGAAAUGAUGGAAGGAUAUGUAAUCAACCAACUGUAUCCAAAGUAGCUGCUUUAAUUGUUGGAGAUGUCGACACUGCAGAAAAAAGAGACAUUAUAGUGCAAAAACAAUGUGGCGAACUUCAAAGGAUAGAUGAGUAUCAUACCAGUUAUUUAGGAUAUUAG